AUGCAGAGAAUACGCCUGGGAACGCGUGGACCUGCGUGGUCGCAAAAGUUCAACACAGCCUCAACAAACACGGUCUGUGAUCGGACAGGCGCUUGGACCGCGCUCAAGCCGCUCUUAAAUGGUCUUGAAGCUGCUGGUGCUGACGGUGGUGUCUGUGCUGUCGAGAAUGGUGGGAGCGCUGGUGCUCGUGGCUUUGCCGCGGGGGCAAGCCGAGACGUCUGUGGUAGAACUGAAAGCGGUGAUUUCGCUGGGCUCAUUCCACCCACCCAGCUAUGCUUCGUCAUCUGGUGCGCGUUGGAAGCCAAGACCCUCCAAGACCCUCUAAGAACACCGCAAUGA
This is a messenger RNA of Ascoidea rubescens DSM 1968, 339 nucleotides long. RefSeq lists its product as uncharacterized. The transcript has a single exon. Lineage: Eukaryota; Fungi; Ascomycota; Saccharomycetes; Ascoideales; Ascoideaceae. The coding region runs from base 1 to 339 and encodes 112 amino acids. The record is from RefSeq and is a predicted model, not a curated record.